AUGCGCGCCAUAGUCCUCUCCAUUGCCAGUGCGGCUGCCGUAGCGGUCAAUCCGCAGUUUCAGCAUCCUCAUUCACUCGAACGCCGCCAGGGUCCUUGUCUAGGCGGCAGCUACGACUCAUGCGUAAGCUUUUGCUGCCAGUUUGGCUAUGAGUGUCCUUGCUCCGCCACCGGUAACUGCGAUGCUGACUGCUACUGUGGCGUCUUCUGCGACGACAACGGUGGCGGCGACGACCCUGGCGAUGACGACGGCCCAGGUGACGAAUGA
Scedosporium apiospermum is the source of this 267-nucleotide messenger RNA. RefSeq lists its product as uncharacterized. Bases 1 to 267 code for a protein of 88 amino acids. NCBI's taxonomy places the organism in Eukaryota, Fungi, Ascomycota, Sordariomycetes, Microascales, Microascaceae. The transcript has 2 exons. The record is from RefSeq and is a predicted model, not a curated record.